GGCCAUGUGCUAGACACCACUGCUGCACUGUGGUUGUGGACCAAGCCCUGCAGCUGUAGGGUAGUGGAGGAAAAAUGUCAGGGAGGGAGGAAGAAUAAGAACUGCUGGCUUGAGAGGUAGUUGCAAGAGGUGAAGAGGAGGAAUGAAGAUCUGUGGAAAAAUGGAGGCUUAUUUUAUUGUUGCAAAGCCACGAGCUUGCAACUGAAGAAGUUCGCAGACUUCUCCAGAGGGUUCAAUUCAGUGCUAUUUUCCUGGUAAGAGAGGUUUCAGGAAGAGACAAACAACAAAAUGAAUAAUCCAGCUAUUAAGAGAAUAACAAAUGAAAUUAUCAAAUCACCUGAGGAUAAACGAGAAUAUCGUGGGCUGGAAUUGGCAAAUGGCAUUAAAGCUCUUCUCAUUAGUGACCCCACCACAGAUAAAUCUUCAGCAGCACUUGAUGUGCACAUAGGAUCCUUGUCCGAUCCCCCCAACAUUGCCGGGCUUAGUCAUUUUUGUGAGCAUAUGUUGUUCCUGGGAACCAAGAAGUAUCCAAAAGAGAAUGAGUAUAGCCAAUUCCUUAGUGAGCAUGCCGGGAGCUCAAAUGCUUUCACAAGUGGAGAACAUACCAACUAUUACUUUGAUGUAUCACAUGAACAUCUGGAAGGUGCUCUAGACAGAUUUGCCCAGUUUUUCCUGUGCCCUUUGUUCGAUGAAAGCUGCAAAGACAGGGAAGUGAAUGCUGUUGAUUCUGAGCAUGAGAAGAAUCUGAUGAAUGAUGCCUGGAGGUUGUUUCAAUUGGAGAAGGCUACUGGAAACCCCAAUCAUCCCUUCAGUAAAUUUGGAACAGGGAACAAACUCACUCUGGAAACUAGACCAACCAAAGAAGGAAUAGAUGUAAGACAAGAGCUAUUGAAGUUCCAUUCUACUUAUUAUUCAUCAAAUUUAAUGGCUAUUUGUGUCUUAGGAAGAGAGUCCUUGGAUGAGCUGACUUGCUUAGUGGUAAAGUUAUUUUCAGAAGUAGAGAAUAAAAAUGUACCUAUACCAGAGUUUCCUGAACAUCCUUUCCAAGAAGAACAUCUCCGGCAACUUUACAAAGUGGUACCCAUUAAGGACAUUAGAAAUCUUUAUGUUACAUUUCCUAUACCAGACCUUCAGAAGUACUAUAAAUCAAACCCUGGCCAUUACCUUGGUCAUCUGAUUGGGCAUGAAGGCCCGGGAAGUCUUUUAUCAGAGCUUAAAGCCAAAGGAUGGGUAAAUACUCUUGUUGGAGGACAGAAGGAAGGUGCUAGAGGUUUCAUGUUUUUCAUCAUUAAUGUGGACUUGACAGAAGAAGGACUUUUGCAUGUUGAAGAUAUAAUUUUGCACAUGUUUCAGUAUAUUCAAAAGCUACGUACAGAAGGACCUCAGGAAUGGGUUUUCCAAGAGUGCAAGGAUCUAAAUGCUGUGGCAUUCAGAUUUAAAGAUAAGGAACGACCACGAGGUUAUACAUCAAAGCUUGGAGGAAUGUUGCAUUAUUAUCCUAUAGAAGAAGUAUUGGCUGCUGAAUAUUUGCUUGAAGAAUUCAGGCCUGAUUUAAUAGAGAUGGUACUGGAUAAAUUGAGACCAGAAAAUGUUCGAGUUGCAAUAGUUUCCAAGUCUUUUGAAGGAAAAACUGAUCGAACAGAAGACUGGUAUGGAACACAGUACAAGCAAGAAGCAAUUUCUGAUGAAGUUAUUAAGAAAUGGCAAAAUGCUGACCUGAAUGGGAAAUUCAAGCUUCCAAUGAAGAACGAGUUCAUUCCUACUAACUUUGAGAUUUUGCCAUUGGAAAAAGAUGCAACACAGUACCCUGCCCUCGUCAAGGACACUGCUAUGAGCAAACUGUGGUUCAAGCAAGAUGACAAAUUUUUUUUGCCAAAAGCUUGUCUCAACUUUGAAUUUUUCAGCCCAUUUGCUUACGUGGAUCCCUUGCAUUGUAACAUGGCCUAUUUGUACCUUGAACUACUCAAAGACUCCCUCAACGAGUAUGCAUAUGCAGCAGAACUAGCUGGCUUGAACUAUGAUCUCCAAAAUACCAUCUAUGGGAUGUAUCUUUCUGUAAAAGGUUAUAAUGACAAGCAACAUAUCUUGCUCAAGAAGAUCAUUGAGAAAAUGGCUACCUUUGAGAUCGAUGAAAAACGAUUUGAAAUAAUCAAGGAAGCGUACAUGAGAUCACUUAACAACUUCAGAGCUGAACAGCCUCACCAGCAUGCGAUGUAUUAUCUCCGACUCCUGAUGACAGAAGUUGCUUGGACCAAAGAUGAAUUAAAAGAAGCUCUAGAUGAUGUCACUCUUCCCCGCCUCAAGGCCUUUAUAGCUCAACUGUUGUCACGGUUACACAUUGAAGCACUUCUCCAUGGCAAUAUAACAAAACAGGCUGCACUAGGAAUUAUGCAGAUGGUUGAGGACACACUGAUUGAGCAUGCUCAUACAAAGCCCCUCCUUCCCAGUCAAUUAGUGAGAUACAGAGAAGUGCAACUUCCUGACAGAGGUUGGUUUGUAUAUCAACAGAGAAAUGAAGUUCAUAAUAAUUGUGGCAUUGAAAUAUAUUACCAGACAGACAUGCAAAGCACUUCUGAGAAUAUGUUUCUGGAACUCUUUUGUCAAAUUAUCUCAGAACCGUGCUUCAAUACUCUGCGCACCAAGGAACAAUUAGGUUACAUUGUGUUCAGUGGUCCACGUCGGGCAAAUGGCAUACAAGGACUGCGAUUUAUUAUACAAUCUGAAAAGCCACCACACUAUUUAGAAAGCAGAGUUGAAGCAUUCUUAAAAACUAUGGAGAAAUGCAUAGAAGAUAUGACAGAAGAGGCCUUCCAAAAACACAUACAAGCUUUAGCAAUUCGUCGUCUAGACAAACCAAAGAAGCUGUCUGCAGAAUGUGCUAAAUACUGGGGUGAAAUCAUUUCCCAGCAGUAUAACUUUGACAGAGAUAACAUUGAAGUGGCUUAUCUAAAGACCCUGACCAAGGAUGAUAUUAUACAGUUCUACAAGGUGCUGUUGGCAAUAGAUGCUCCCAGAAGGCACAAGGUAUCAGUACAUGUCCUUGCAAGGGAAAUGGAUUCCUGCCCUGUUGUUGGAGAAUUUCCAUGCCAAAAUGAUGUGAACCUGGCACCAGCACCACCACUACCACAGCCAAGUGUGAUUGAAAAUAUGACAGAAUUCAAGCGCAGUCUGCCACUCUUCCCACUGGUGAAACCACAUAUCAAUUUCAUGGCUGCAAAACUGUGAAGAACCCCAAUGGAUGAAGAAAUGCAAAUGAUCAGUACUGACAUGAUUUCAGGGGACUUCAUGAUGAACAAAAUGAUUAAAGAUCAUUAGGAUGAAUGGUUCUGUCCAUUAUGAAAGUCCUGAAUUCCUUCUUGGUUCAUUUGACAUUAGCUGUGUGUUAGGGAUAGAGAGUAUAUCAAAAUCAGUUGUGGUCAUGUGUCAUUUAUAUUACAGACAACCUGUUGAAAACCAAAAUCAACUGAAACAAUAAUAAUAAAAAACUUGUAGAUGCAGUAUAUUUUUAAAAUAGUAUAUCCCUUCAAAAUUUCAUUUUGAUAAGAUAACCCUCCAGAGCAAACAAAAUUGCUUGAAAUAUCCUUGUUACUCCUGAAAAACACUAUUUAGUAUCCCAAUAAUUAUCUUAUUGGGGACUGGAGGGGGUGAGGAAAAGUAGGUCCUUUUUGGGGUGUAGGCAACAAUUUUUCGUAAAAAUAGAGACUUUCACAUUUUUUUGAAGUGAUGUGUUGAAUGAUACUUUUUUAAUUGAUCCUUAAUGCAACCAACAUAUUUUCUAUUUAAGUUUUAUGAAGACCAGUGGGGGGGGGAAGAAAAGGAAAUUUGACAACAUGGUAGUAAGUGUGGAGAGAAUUGUCUUAAUGAGAAUAAUUGAAGAUAUGGGCAUGAUUUUAAUCUUUCUAUACAAAUUGGGGGACAUUUUAUAUUAAAACUAGUAAAAUGCUGGAAACACUUUAAUAGUGCAUCUUAUUUUUGUUAUCAAAAGUGUUGUCCCAGUCUCUUGAUACUGUCAACAUCCCAUUCAGUUUUUUAGUGUUAUUGUGAAUUGUUUCCACUUGGUAUAUAAAAUACUUUAUUUGCUGUCAUUUUUUUUGUUUUCAGUUGUGCAUGUACUGAUGGAGAACUGAGUCUGUUUUGCCUCAUUAUGUUAGGUCUGAGUCCAGCAAAGCACUUAAUAGUGCAACUAACUUUAAGCACGCAUUAGUUCUUGACUCAAGAACAGGCGACAGCUACGGGCCCUGUCAUGAAUCAGAUACAUUAUUGUUCUGAUAUGUCUGGGGGGGUCCUUCUUGUUCCUUCAGGAAGGUAUUUGGGACAGUGCAGUACUGCCAUAGCACAGGGUGUGGUGCAGGUUACAUCACAGAAUGUUUCUUCCUACUUCUUUUAAGGCGGCUGCACAGAACCUAGAAGGAUGAAGAGUUGUGCUGCAAUUAUAUAUACAUGUAUAUGUAUAUAUAUUCCAUAAUUUAGUAGAAUGGCAAAACAAUAAUAUAUGGUGCCUAAUCUUCACCAAGUAUACUGACUUCUGCAGAGUGGUCAUUCACUUGGUACAGCCCCAAAAUAGAAGAAGGUAAGGGAGCAUCUUACCAAGUUCUCCUACCUGUUUAAUGCAUAAAAUUGAUUGUAAGUUUUCAGACAGGAUGGAGUAUGCAAAGCACUGAAGAUAUAAAAUCUGCUCGUCAGGGGUGUUACUGAGAGUUUGGUUCCUAUUAAAAGAACCUGAAGUUAAGGCCCUGAUGUGACAUGGGUGUUGUCACAUGUCGGAAUCCAGGUAUAUUUGAUAGGGCUGUUCUUGUAAUUGAAGCAAUGUUUUUUCUUACACUGGCUUCGAAGCCAAAUUAAAUGAAUGCUUGACAGGGUAAGGGCCUUAAGUUGUGUUUAUCUGAGAGUCUCUUUUAAUUGAAUAAUUACAGUGUAUUUAAAAGUUGUUUUAAAGGUUAUCAGCACAUGUCAACACCUUUUUAAUAAAUUUGAUGAUAGUUUGUGAUGUAACUUGUUGCCAAGGAAGGCCACUAGCAUUUUCUUUUCAUAGUCUGAGAAAAAAUAUUAAACAUAAUAUAAGCAAAACCAGUCAAGGUGUCUGUGUUCACCACAUUUUUCAUGGAUCAUCACAUAAAAUGGGCUUUUUACCCUCUUGCAUUUCGCUUUUGUUUAUAGUUUUUCUUUAGUCAAAGUAUUUGUAUUAUAUAUAUUAAAAGUUUUGACAACAUAUUAUAAAAAUAUAUAUUUUGGGAUUUAGUAUUUAAACAUACCACUCUUACGAUGAAUAAAAUGAAAUGGCUUCUAUCGUGUGUAAAAAUAAAUAGAUAUAUAUAUAUAUUCAUGGAAGUACUAUUGACUCUAACAAAUUCUAUACAUAAAUUGGAAUAGCAGUUUAUUUAACACCAGCUCACAAAUCAUGUUUUCUAGAGGAAAAAAUGUAGAAUUUCAGAGUUCUCUGACUGGAUGUGGAAACCCAUGUAGUUCUCCAGCAACUCUUAAUUACUUUUAAGUGUUCUCCAGCAUUUUACAGUUUCUGAGUUUGAUAUAGCAGUAAAUUUUGAUAAACUCAGGCAUACUAAUGGGUUCAUUUUAAUGGAUCCAAAGCUGCAGUGUCUACAAGCAAUAAAAAACUACCUAGAAUACACUGUAAUUCAAUUUUAGUGCUUGUUAAUUAGUUUGUGUAAGAAACCAUAAAUUAUUAUUACAUAACUGUAAUUUUUGCAAGUGCUAUUUUAAGCAGUUGAUGUGGAAUUGGGUGCAUGUGACACAGCCAGUAUGACAGAGUGCUAGAGUUAUUCUGUUUACAAUAAACAAUCUGAAUUUAAUGUUUGGAGUUCUUAAUUUGUUUCAUUUUAAUUUUUUUGCAUACUGGUAAUGUUACAUCUAUCAGUCUGUGCAAGUGUUUUAUUAUACGUUGAUUGUGAUUUUUCUGCUAGCCAGUUGCUUGGACUAGUUAGGCCGAAUAGCGUUGCUGCUGGAGAAGUCUUCCCAGUCACUUCUGGGCAAGUUUCCCAGGAUUUCCCCAUGUGGUAACCAACACCUUUUAGGUAGAUCCACCUCUGUUGCUCUCUGAGUGUAUGAAAACUAAAUAAUAUAAAGGUAGAAAUAUUUGCACAAGACAGAAUUUUAAUUAUCAAAUCUGAAAUUGUAAAUGCAGAAGCAUCACUGCAGCCAGACUGAAUUGUGCCUAGUGCAGCUUUACAGUGUUGUUUUUGAGAAAUUCCUUUCCCUAGUCAUUUUCUUUGCUUUAUGCACACCAAAAGAUUACGUUUCAAAAAGUUAGGAUUAAGUGUGGUGGUUAGAACAGUAAAUAGUGUCAGUUCUGAACUCUGACAGUGUAAAGAUACAAGUCAGCAGGCACUUCUGCUGUUCUGAUGGGGCUCCUUGAAGUAGUAUCUGACAGCUAGCAACGUCAGAAGAGACAGGUUUUGUCCUUGGCAUUGGGAAGAGUGGUUGGUACUCUGAGCAGAGAAACAAAAUGCCUGCAGCCCACCUGGAAAAUUAUUUGUCCCCAACAUCAGGGCUCUCUUUCUCCCCUCCCUAAUUGCACCAAUAAUUAGGGAUUGGUGUAAAUCUUGAUAUAUUGGCUCUAUUGUCUUUUACAAAAAAAUCAAGCUAUCUGAUUUAAACUAUUAUUGUUAGAGCUUUUUCAGAAUAUUGUUUAGGCACUUGAACAUGAACAGCCCUUACCCAUAAUGUGUUCCACAGGGUAAUCGUAAUGUGUGGAGAAAGCCUUACACAUCUUUUUAACUUCAUUUAUUAUUUUCUAGCUCUUGUUUUAACACAAGUUCAGCAGAAUCUUAGUGUACCUUCUCGCUGCCAUUUAACUGGUCAGAAUGCUUUUGCUACAGGUAUGCUGUAAAGUGAAAAACAGGUAUCUUCUACACCUUUCUUCAUGGUUUUUUUUUCCAUAUUUUCUCAAUAGCUGACCAUUGAACUGAUAUGGUCAUCUGUAAUGACACCUGGGCCCUUCUCUUGAGCUGAUCCCUAAUUUGAUACUCAAAUCCAACUCUGAAAUACUUUAUUUUCAAGUGAGUUUUUAAUAUUGGUGCUGCAUGCUGCACAAUACAAGGCACUUCUGUACUAUUUUAAAGGCAGAAGAGAUCAGAAAGUCAGGCGGCUUUCUUACCUUCCAUGUAAUAUCAAAAGCAGCUUGCCCUAUGUAGACCCUGCUGAAAAGCUUUUAUUUGAAACAUUUCGAUUGCUAUUUACCAUUCAAAGAAUAUACUCGUAAGUUACAGUAUGUGCUGUUGGUGGAAUAGAAAUGCUAAUGGUAUGUGAAAUCUGAAUUGCAGUUCAGAGGAAGAAAGUGUGUAAGGC
Messenger RNA from Strigops habroptila (Kakapo), 7302 nucleotides. It is a transcript of the gene IDE, whose product is annotated as insulin degrading enzyme. The record is from RefSeq and is a predicted model, not a curated record. NCBI's taxonomy places the organism in Eukaryota, Metazoa, Chordata, Aves, Psittaciformes, Psittacidae. The coding region runs from base 289 to 3225 and encodes 978 amino acids. Gene Ontology annotation, molecular function: metal ion binding; metalloendopeptidase activity. The transcript is spliced from 26 exons. Gene Ontology annotation, cellular component: mitochondrion; cytosol; peroxisomal matrix. Gene Ontology annotation, biological process: peptide catabolic process.